Oncorhynchus gorbuscha (pink salmon) is the source of this 1461-nucleotide messenger RNA. RefSeq names its product coenzyme Q-binding protein COQ10 homolog, mitochondrial-like. Gene Ontology annotation, molecular function: ubiquinone binding. Bases 333 to 947 code for a protein of 204 amino acids. The record is from RefSeq and is a predicted model, not a curated record. Gene Ontology annotation, biological process: ubiquinone biosynthetic process; cellular respiration. Gene Ontology annotation, cellular component: mitochondrion. NCBI's taxonomy places the organism in Eukaryota, Metazoa, Chordata, Actinopteri, Salmoniformes, Salmonidae. The transcript is spliced from 5 exons.
GUGUACGAGAGAGAGAGAGAGAUACAGUUCUAUAUGCCGAACAGAAAAAACUGAAACUACCCAAAAUAAUGAAUGGUCUGUAUGGGAAUUUACAGAUUGAUGAUUGAUUGAUCAAUCAUGAAUACUCAAUAGCAUAUAACACUCCUAUCUUUCGUUCCUAUUGGUUGUCUGGCAUAUACCCCCCCUCCACGUCACACAUUAUUGGUCCAUUUUAUGCAACCUAAGUGACACAUGAUUUUAUAGCAGACCUUGGACAAAGCCGGGCUACGCAGGGAGUAAACGAACGCUUCUCUUCAAAAUUUUAAGAAUUUGCAUUCCCACAAACCUCGAGCAUGGCCAUCAAAACCACCCCACUUCUUUUCCGGGCACUGGUUGAGAUGUCUGAAGUACACUCUUCAAAAGUUGUACGAGGAAAUCCCAACAGAGCAAAUAUCAGACACCUGGGCAGCUCUGGGGUCCUGUCAGCAUGGCGUGCCGCCCUUCCGCUAUCCUCCCCCCUCCUCCGGACCACACCGUUCCGCAGCUUCAUUAACCUGGCUGCCGCCAUCACUGCCCGCAGGAUGGAGUACUCUGAGAGCCGCACACUAGGGUACACUCCAGAGCAGAUGUACAGUGUGGUGGCCAGUGUGGACCAGUACCAGCACUUUGUCCCUUGGUGUAAGAAGUCCCGGGUCGUGAAGGGAAAGAACGGGGACGUCCGGGCCCACCUGGAGAUUGGGUUCCCUCCCAUCGUGGAGCGUUAUACCUCGGAGGUCACGGUUGUCCCAAACCACCAUGUCAGGUGUGUACAGACGGCUCCCUCUUCAGCCACCUGGAGACGAUAUGGAGGUUUGCCCCUGCUGCCGAGGACCAACCAGACUCCUGCAACAUCGACUUCCAUAUCUCCUUCGAGUUCAGGUCCCCGCUGCACUCCCAGCUGGCCACCCUGUUCUUUGACGAGGUGGUGAAGCAGAUGGUGAAUGCCUUUGAGUCGCGGGCAGCCAAACUAUAUGGGGGCCACUGCGGUCCCCUCCAGGAGGUGCCAACAAGGAGGCGAGCAGCAUGAGAAGACGCCUACCUGGCCCCUCACUCACCGACACAUGGACUAAGUCCCACUCCCUACCACCACCACCUGAAACCCCUCACCCUCACCACCACCACCUCACCACUCAAUUUCAACAUGGAUUUCCUUCUGCAAGAGACUAGGUCUUCUCUUUUGGAUUUUGUUAUGUACACAAGCACCUAUUUAUUUGCAUUACAGAAACUUUAAUUUACUUGACUGUACAUACUAUUUUUAUUUGGGAUGGAAGUGGAUGUUUUGUUAAAUGUUCGUGUUUGAAAGGGACCUUCUUAUAUGCGUUACAGAAGAUGAAGUGUCUCCUUUGCGGUGUUCAGAAACAUCUGAGCGGUCAGCUUUUUCUUCCGACACUAAUACAACUUUUCCGGUGUGUGACUGAAAUUAAAGCUCAUAUUUUGAUACUC